GCUUCAGUAAAAUGCCAGCCACUGCCCGCCGGGUCUACUCGGCCCAGGAGCUUCAUCGCCUUCGAGAUUCAUCGUCCCAGCCACGACUCCACGAGGCAAUCGAACAGCACGAUGGCGAGGACGCUGAAAUUGUAAAAGAGCAUGUUCUUCGCGGCUCUAAAUCGUUCGCGGCACGUUCUUUCCGAUCUCGGAACUCUACCCACAACAGUUUGAGUGUUCCGUCCGGCAAAUAUAACGACGAGAACGUUCUUGCCUCGUCAGUCGAAUCACCAUAUCUUGUGUCUCAGGCUGCGCCACCAUCAGUUGCCCCGCUCGGCGAGAUUGCUCCCAACGGGCAGCUCUCACGUCCAAUUUCUCACUGGCUACGCCCCUCUCCAACUCCUUCGCUCAAGAAGAAAAAGGCAGAGGCUCUGGUCAAACACCAUGGCUCGCCACAACAUGUCCGUGUCACCGCCGGCGGCCGAAUCGUCCCGAGCGAGCAGUCGCCUCUCACAUAUCCGCGCUACGGCUACAGUGCCGUGAAGGCGAAUGGAGGAGUUAUUAAAUUUGCUCCAAAUCUUCAUGGUGGUCAUGAAUACCGCGAUUAUGCCACCCAGGAAAACUUCAUAGCUCAAGACGAGCACGGCAACUUUUGCCAGAUCAUCGAUGGCAUCGUCAAGCCAAUCCGCAUUGUGGACGGCAAUUAUCAACUUGAGCGGACCGCACCGAACGUAGUCGACCAAAUGGCACAUCGUGGAAUCUCCUGGUCGGCCGACAAGAUUUAUUCCCAUUCCGACGAUGCUCGCAACCCUCGAAAGCCUGGUAUGCUCGUGGCCGCUGAACCUCCCAUCGCUUCGCAGAUAUCGGCUCUCGAACUUGAGUACUCCAAGCUAGAUGGCGAGUCGAAAGAUCUUGACAAGACAGAGGCAUUGUGCGGAAAGUCAAUGUCUAAGCCUGCCUUAGAGGCUCUCGUUGUCAAGCGUCGCGAGCUUGUCGUUGCGAAAGACAAGAUUCGCGUUUCAAUCAAGCAUUUGCGGACACAGCCGCCACUCCAUGCUCCAACCUCACCCCGAGCAAUGAUGCACUCUCAUUCAGCCUCGUCUCCACAUAAUCGAGCUUUGCCUUCAGCGUUCCCGAUUCAGCAUGACCGCCGUCCCGUUUCAAAUUCCCAAGCCGGGCCACUCCAUCCUGGUCAAUUGCACCAAUUCGCUGGUCCCUUCGACCCGCAGUCAGCGAUUCAUCCAGACCCUAUGUACGGAAGUCACCCGUGGCGUGGCGCACCCCUUGGCAAAUUCAUGCUCCCUGCGACUUUUGAUGGUGCUAUGGCUCCGACUUAUAUUCCGUACGUUCAGCCGAUGGUGCGAGUUGCAGCUCAAGAUCAUGUGCCGGCCGCAGCGCAGCAAAGUGCACAAUGCCAGGAUCAAAAUCAUGAACAGGCGUGUAUGCACCAUGGUAUCCAGCAUUCGGCCAUGAAAGGCUCUCGUGCUGUUCCGAUCAAACUGCCGAGCACUCAUCAGACUGGUUAUUGCAAGUCAAGCCUGGAUCCAAUGAGCCCAGUGUACAAGCCCUCCCAAUUCCAACGAGCGCAUACAGCGGACAGCCAGGGUUCAAUGCCUCACGAUAAGACAUCGGCAGAGGUGGACCCAACUUUGCCUCAGCUGCACACAAUACCUUCAGCAUCUCAAGCUUUGAGACUGCAGACUUCUUCCCUCGCGACACACGCGAGUACUCAACUCGACAACUUGCAUAUCCAAUGCGACUAGAGCAUUCAGAC
Dissoconium aciculare CBS 342.82 is the source of this 1753-nucleotide messenger RNA. RefSeq lists its product as uncharacterized. The coding region runs from base 12 to 1742 and encodes 576 amino acids. The transcript is spliced from 3 exons. NCBI's taxonomy places the organism in Eukaryota, Fungi, Ascomycota, Dothideomycetes, Mycosphaerellales, Dissoconiaceae. The record is from RefSeq and is a predicted model, not a curated record.